AUGAAUUUAAGGCUAUCAAACUGUAGUUUGUUUCAAAAUAUUCUUGAUAAAACGAAUAAAUCGAAUUGUAUUUAUUCUACAAAGAGUUCUUACGAAGAAUAUCAUGACGAAAAAGUAAGAACAGGUUCUUUUUUUUAUACGCAAAAAUUUAGACGAUAUAUGUUACCUAUUAUGGGUAUACUGUAUAUAAUCAUAUUGAAUUUAUUAAAUCUUAAAGGGAUAUUAUCUACUGAGGUUCAACACAGUUAUACAUUUUCAAGGAAUUUGAGUGAUAAGCAAAAAGAAAAUGAAGAAUUUUAUAAAUAUUAUGAACAGCAAGGACUAAAAAUGUUAACAAAGAAUUAUGAGGGGUAUUUACGAAAUUUACUAAAAAAGAAAUUGAAUAGUGGUAAAAAUGAUGUAUUUAAUAAAUAUUCACAUAUAUUUGUCGAAUUAAUGAAAAAAGAUAUAUGGAAACAAUACGAAUUAUCUCCAUUCAAAUUAAACCAAAAAGGCAUAUAUUUAAAUAAAUAUGAUCCUGAAAUAAAUAAGAAUAUUAUUUUAUUUAAUAAGAGAAGGAGAAGCUGGGAUGAGUUUCAUUAUGUUUAUUCGCUUGUACUACAAAACGAGAGGCUUAAAUUUAAUUUUUUAAAUGAAUAUUUUAGUGAGCUUUAUGCUGAUUUAAGAGACAGUUACAAAACACCUUUAUAUUAUGCCAAGGAAACAUUUGAACAACUUAAAGAAUUUGUUGUUUUAGGAAACAAAUACGUUGAUAACAUUUAUAAUAACGUUUUUAAAAAAUGGCAAAAAAAACAUAAUGAUUUAAAUAUGGAUGAAUUUAACAUACUUCUUAUGACGUGUAGGUUAUUAUGGAGAAGAACCUUAACAAAAAUAAAAGAAGAUGGCAUAAAAUGUCUUGAAAAACCUUUUAAAGUUUUAGAUAAAGAAAGAUUAAAAUUUAAGUCCAAAGGUGGUAAUCCUUUGUUUUUUAAGGCUAAUGAAUUUUAUGAAAAGAAUCCAGAUUUAGUUACUUUCAAAAACGCCCAUUUCCUAAAUUCAUUAAAACGUGCAAAUACUGAAUUUGAUGAAGACUUGUAUGAUGAAGAAGAGGAAGAAAGAAAACUAAAAGAAAGGGAUCAAGAAUUGUUAAAAAAUAGCGAAAAGGAAAUCCGGGGGAAUGCAGGUGCAAACGAUGGUUCUGAAGAUAAUGAUGAUUCUGAAGAUAAUGAUGAUUAUGAAGAUUAUGAUGAUACUGAAGAUUAUGAUGAUUAUGAAGAAGAUUUAUAUCCAUGUCAACCGGAAUUAUAUAAUUCUUAUUAUUAUUAUGGAAAACCUUAUUUAUUAACCCCUGAAAUGUUGGAAUCCAUUGAAAAAUCAGUUGAAGAAAAAGUGGAAAAAGAAGUUGAAAGGAAAGCUGUGGAAUCAUUUGAAAAUAGAAUGCUAAAACAGUUUGUAGAUGAAAUAAGAGAUAAAAGAAUAAGAAAAGGUACCAUUUAA
This is a messenger RNA of Plasmodium reichenowi, 1476 nucleotides long. RefSeq names its product exported protein (PHISTb). The transcript has 2 exons. The record is from RefSeq and is a predicted model, not a curated record. Bases 1 to 1476 code for a protein of 491 amino acids. Lineage: Eukaryota; Apicomplexa; Aconoidasida; Haemosporida; Plasmodiidae.